AUGGAGGCGAGAUCACCAGAAUCCAACAACCUGCUAGAUGAGGACAGUUUCGAACAUGUCACCCCAUCUUCUGACACCCUGCUUUUCUCCGCCGACUUAUAUUCUUCCGCCAGCAACCAACACUCUCACCUCGGUCUUACAGCGUCUACAGCAGACGCGUACGGCAACUCCGUCAAGGAACUUUGUGCGGAUCAUCAAGGAAUCUGCGAAAACACUGAUGUACCUGUUUUGUCUGAUCUUUCACCGAUCGUCAACAGCCAGCAAAACAACUCCCCUCCUGUUCGGCAACAGGGAAACUCACCUAUGCAGGGAGGAUCACUAAAUCAACCUGCAGUCAACACAGCCCUCUUGUCGCAAGAUGUCACUUUUGCGAACCUCGAUUUUUUUGAGCCGUUCCUCCGCCUUCCGUAUGAUGCUUCAGACUAUUUAGGCCUUCAAACCGAGCUCGGACAUCUCGAGACUGUCUCAAUUUUGCCCCAACUGGGAAUUUCGGCGUCACAGCUUCGGUUCACACACUUCGCUACUAAUAAUGCCGGCAUUGGGGACGAGGAUGCCUCAGGCACAUUCGCAAGCUCACACCUUGACAUUAAAAUCAAAUCCGGUCGAGGAUCCAGCUAA
Cladophialophora bantiana CBS 173.52 is the source of this 618-nucleotide messenger RNA. RefSeq lists its product as uncharacterized. Bases 1 to 618 code for a protein of 205 amino acids. NCBI's taxonomy places the organism in Eukaryota, Fungi, Ascomycota, Eurotiomycetes, Chaetothyriales, Herpotrichiellaceae. The record is from RefSeq and is a predicted model, not a curated record. The transcript has 2 exons.